AUGAACACCCCAAUCUGGUGGUAUUGGUUAAAAAAAAAAAAAAAAAAAGUGUUCCAGAGUGAGUGGGAUUGGGGAAUGUUACAUUGACAGUCAACUCACCCAGAAUACUAUAAAAGCUGUUGGUUUCAAAAAUUCCAAAGAUCUUUUUUUUUUCCCUCAUCCAUGAAGUCCAUAAAGCUUGGCAAUGUAUGCCAAAGAACUGAAUAUUACUUCCAUUUUUUGAUCUUAAAAGCAUUAUCUUCUGUUAAUAAGCCAAUUGAUCUGCAUAAAGUUCAUUCCCUGAUAAUAGUUUCAGGCCAACACCAAUCAACAUUCUUCUCUGGAAAACUCAUCUCAAAAUACUCCCAAUUCAAAGACCCUGUUUCUUCAUUAACCAUUUUUCGCGUAAACUCACCUACAAAUAAUGUUUAUUUAUGGAAUACUAUCAUUAGAGCUAUGACACAUAAUGGGUUAUUUACUAAAGCAUUAGACUUUUAUACCCAAAUGAGAAAAUUAAAUGUGAAGCCUGAUAAUUAUACUUUUCCUUCUAUUAUUAAUUCGUGUGGGAAUUUAUUGGAUCUUGAAAUGGGCAAAAUUGUGUAUAAUGAUGUUUUGGAGAUGGGUUUUGGAUCAGAUUUGUAUAUAUGUAAUGCUUUGAUUGAUAUGUACGCGAGGAUGAACGAAUUAGGGAAUGCGCGUGAGGUGUUUGAUAAAAUGCCUCAAAGAGAUGUGGUUUCUUGGAAUAGUUUGAUUUCGGGGUAUAGUGUGAAUGGGUAUUGGGAAGAGGCGUUAGAAGCUUUUCGGGAGGGUAGGUUAUCGGGUGUUGCUAGUGAUGCUUUUACGAUAUCUAGUGUUUUACCUUCAUGUGGGGGUUUGAUGGAGGUUGUACCGGGCCAGAUAGUUCAUUGUUUGGUGGAGAAGAGUGGCAUUAAGGGAGAUAUGAAUGUAAGUAAUGGAAUUCUUUCGAUGUACUUUAAGUUUGAGAGGUUGUUGGACUGUCAGAAAAUCUUUGAUGAGAUGAUAGUUAGAGAUAUUGUCACUUGGAAUAUCAUAAUCUGUGGGUUUUCUCACUCGGGGUUAUAUCAGGAGUCUAUCAAACUGUUUCGAGAAAUGGUUUAUGAGUAUGAGCCGGAUCUGCUUACAAUUACUUCUGUUUUGCAAGCUUGUGGACAUAUGGGGGAUUUAAGAUUUGGCAGAUAUGUUCAUGACUAUAUAUUGGAAAACAGAUACGAAUGUGACACGACCGCGUGCAAUAUUAUUAUUAACAUGUAUGCAAAAUGUGGUGAUUUGGCAGCUGCGAGGCAAGUUUUUGACAACAUGAGAAGAUGGGAUUUGGUCUCAUGGAACUCAAUGAUUAGCGGUUAUGUUGAAAACGGGUUUAAUAAAGAAGCAGUAGAUCUGUUUAAGAUAAUGAGGAUAGACUUGCAACCUGAUUCUAUCAGUUUUGUGACGCUUCUCUCUACCUGUACAAAGUUGAUGGAUGUGGAUUUUGCAAGAGAGCUCCACUGUGAUAUAAUUAAGACAGGAUAUGAUUCCACUCUCAUUGUGGGCAAUGCUCUUCUAGAUGUGUAUGCCAAAUGUGGUAAAAUGGAGCAUUCAGUGUGGCAAUUUGAAAUCAUGAAUACUAGAGAUAUUGUAACAUGGAAUACUAUUAUUGCUGCAUGUUGCCAUUAUGAGGAAAGUUACGUAGGUUUGAAGAUGCUCAGUAGGAUGAGAAUGGAAGGAAUCAUGCCAGAUGUGGCUACCAUUUUAGGUUUGCUGCCUUUGUGUUCCUUGCUUGCUGCCAAAAGACAGGGGAAAGAGCUGCAUGGAUUCAUUAUCAGGCUCAGUUAUGAGUCACACGUCCCUGUUGGAAAUGCACUGAUCGAGAUGUACUCCAAAACUGGGAGUUUAAAGAAUGCAAUCUUGGUCUUUGGGCACAUGAGGAUUAAAGAUGUGGUGACAUGGACAGCAAUGAUCUCUGCAUAUGGAAUGUAUGGUGAAGGAAAGAAGGCUCUCAGAUCUUUUCAGCAGAUGAAGGAGAUGGGUACUGUUCCCGAUCAUAUUGUUUUUGUUGCCGUUAUAUAUGCAUGUAGCCAUUCUGGUUUGGUGAAAGAUGGUCGUACGUGCUUUAACCAAAUGGGAGAAGAAUACAACAUUGAGCCUAGGAUCGAACAUUAUGCUUGCAUGGUUGAUCUUUUUUCACGUUCUGGGCUACUGGCUGAAGCAGAGGACUUUAUCCUUUCUAUGCCGCUGCAGCCUGAUGCAAGUAUAUGGGGAUCUCUACUUAGUGCUUGUCGAGCUAGUGGAGAUACCGAAACUGCUGAACGUGUCGUAGAACGUCUUGUUGAAUUGAACCCUGACGAUCCUGGGUAUAAUGUUCUAGCUUCCAAUGUAUAUGCCACCUUAGGGAAGUGGGACCAAGUGAGAACAAUACGAAAAUCUUUGAAAACUAGAGGACUUAGGAAAGACCCAGGAUGUAGCUGGAUUGAGAUUUGUAACAGAGUUUUUAUUUUUGGCACUGGUGAUAGGUCCUUUCAACAAUUCAAGCAAGUCAGUGAGCUCAUAGAGGACCUCAAUAGAACAAUGGAUAAGGAAGGUUAUGUUGCUGACUUAAAAUUUGUUUUGCAUGAUGUCGGUGAAGAUGAGAAGAUAAAUUUGCUCCAUGGGCAUAGUGAAAGACUUGCUAUAGCAUUUGGAUUAUUGAACACAAAAGAAGGUUCACCUUUGCAAGUGAUGAAGAAUCUCCGGGUUUGUGGGGAUUGCCACACUUGGACCAAGUAUGUGUCAAAAAUUGUUCAGAGGGAAAUACUAGUUAGAGAUGCAAAUCGCUUUCACUUGUUCAAGGAUGGGACAUGUAGCUGCAGAGACCGCUGGUGAUAAAAGUCUGUUGUCCUUGCACAUACUCAGAAGAUGGAAAGAUCCUGCAAUUGAGGAGAUAAAGGAUUUGUCAUUUGAAAACAAUCUGGAGCUUCACAAACUAGUUCAUUUGGGAGCAUUUGCUGUCUGGUAUUUGGUUACUAGUUUGUCUCGAGGUGGACAGUGUUCUUUGAUUACUGGAGCAUCAUAAAAGUUUUUCAUCCAUGCUGACAAGUGAGGAAAUUUGCCUGCAUCAAACAACUUCAGGUCGAUUGCCUCCUCGAACACAUCAAGAAGAUACGCCAACCAACCAAAUACAAGGUCCAGGUAUCCUAUUUCCUCUCCACCAAAAAACUUCUUUUCUUUCAGUUGCUCUUCAAGGAGUUCUAGGUUUUGCAUCGCUGGACCAAGAGCUUCCUUUUUCUCCUCUCCUUGUCCUGUGAAAACACUCCAUAUUGAUGGCAGAAGCUGCAGAUGAAAGACAAGUAUCAAUGAAAAUUCAGCUCAUUCUUGAAAAAGAUCAAUGGUUUCUUACCUUCUCGUCCCCGAAUUUUGCCCAAAAACGUGCCAUGGCUUUCUCGUAAGGAUCUUGAGGUAGCAAAGGAGCUUCCUUCCAUGUCUCGUCUAUAUACUCAAGAAUUACCAGCGAUUCACAGAUUGGUUUGCCUUUGUGCACAAGCACAGGAACCUUUUUGUGAAUAGGAUUAUACUGGAGGAGUUCAGGGCUCUUCUGGCUUAAAUCUUCAAAAAUGGCAUCAUAUUCAACCCCUUUGAUAUGUAGCGCCCAAGCAAUCCUCAAACCAAAUCGGCUUGACCAUGUACUGUGAAGCUUGAGUUCUUCUGCCAUGUUGUUUUGCAAGUGAUAUCUCAAUAUUAAAACAAGCUCUGAUGUCAGCCAUUGCGUUGCAAAGCGUGGAAAUUUCGCAAUUAGAAGACAAAUGUGAACCACUCAGCUUUGUUUGAAUCUUCGGAGGGGAUCAUGAAUUUCUUACAUUUAUAUGAUUUGGACUUUGCUUAUCACAACAUUAUGAGUGGAGGGACAACUCAAAAAAAUUGUUUCACUUCUUUUGUAUUGACUUUUCUUCAGACGUCUGGUAGUCCAUGUUGAUAGGAGCUUUAUUCCCCAAAAAUACUCAAGCAUAUUACUAAUGUUUUUCAAGUCGGU
This is a messenger RNA of Lycium barbarum (goji berry), 3982 nucleotides long. Its product is annotated as pentatricopeptide repeat-containing protein At3g03580. Gene Ontology annotation, biological process: RNA modification. The record is from RefSeq and is a predicted model, not a curated record. The transcript has 4 exons. NCBI's taxonomy places the organism in Eukaryota, Viridiplantae, Streptophyta, Magnoliopsida, Solanales, Solanaceae. Gene Ontology annotation, molecular function: RNA binding; protein binding; zinc ion binding. Bases 163 to 2838 code for a protein of 891 amino acids.